UGCAUUUGAAGGAAUAGUCUUCAUUUUUGUUUUACAGAAGAUUGAAAUGAUUUUCCUGCUAGAUGGCAAACUAGAGUCAGCAGGUGGUUGGCUUAGGUUAGCAUAAAGAGCAGAAAUAGGGUUAUGCAGUUAUCAUUGUUCUGUCCAAAGGUGUAAAAAAAUGCCUAAAAGCACCUCUUCAGCUGGCUAAUUAACACAUUAUAUUGUGCAUAUCUAUUUACAUAUGAACAAAAAUGUUGCAAAAGGAGGUAUUUAUUGACCAGAAAACUAUUUCCUAGAGUCCUGUCAUCACGGUUAGAUUGACAGGAAACCAGCAUAGACUCCCAGAAGUCAGUGGUCAGUUCUUUAUUGUACUACAGUGCUAAUACAUGUAGUGCCAGCGCUUGGAUGUUAGAAAAGUGCAAUCUUUCCCUUAGCAAUUCUCAUUUAAGCAUAAAUACUCUGAACACAGCACCCUUACCAACAGACAGUGAAUGCUUUAGCUUGUGCAGCUGUGUAAUUGUUACACCCUAUGAUUCGAGUCAUUUAAAAAAAGUUUUACACUUCUUAGAUAAGUGUUGCUGACCUUGUAUGGUUCAAAUUAGUUUUAACUAAGAAGAAGCUCAGCCAACGUGGCAUUCUAAAUGUUCUUAUUCCACCAAAAGGCUACUAGGCGAAGUCAAGUCAAUUAUAUUAAUGUAACUCAUCAUUCAAAAUCACAAAUACAUUUGCCCCAAGGGCCUUUGCAAUCUGCCCAGACUACAACAUCCUCUGUCUGUAAACUCACAUUGUCAGGACAAGGCAAUUUGUUUAUUUUAUGCACAUUUUUGGUGAAAUUAUCCAUGUCAUGGAAAGUUUUUAACUUCGAGAGGCAAUGUAACUCUUGCUGUCUGUCCAACUAACCGAACAUAAUCUCUUUUCUCCCUUGACUGUCCCCUGCAGUUAGGGACAAAGUGUUUACCUAAUUGUUCAGGAUGUGUCAUCAUCCUGCAAAAGCAGUGGCAACAAACAACUCAUUAACAACCUCAUUAGGUAGAGUUUUUUCAGCUUUCAACUAGGGACUAAAGAGUAGUUGAGUUGUGAGCUAAAGUUGUUUCAUUUAGACUUUCAUGUGUUUUUUGUAUGAGAUGAAUGCAGUCCAUACAUAAGGCCUUUUCUGUAAUUUAUAGUGGCACAUACCUGUGGAAUCACUACGGCCAACAAUUCUUUUUUCUUAUCAGAAUAGGAUGGAUGUUAAGGGGUUCAAAUUUAGUAAAGAUGCGUUGAACAAAAAAAAAAAUAACUGAGCGUUCUCUUUCUGGGACUUUGCAAUAAUUGCUGUUCUCAUUAAAGUUGGUUUUCUUACAAGACUUUCCUUCUAUGAGUCUGUAGUUACCAGCAGGUAUUCUGGUUAUCAUUGCCAGAUAUACUGGCUCUUGUGCAAUGAGCGCUUUCUCAGUUACUUUUUUCUUUUUCCGCAUUUUUUUAUCUCGUUAAGUUACCGAUGGAUUGGCUAUAUUUUAAUUAACUUGUCCACAGUUUAACAAGGACUCAACUCAAGGCCUUUAGAAAAUACAUAGCUUAAAUUUUAUAAGUGGUUGUAUAUUUCAUCCACUGUUGAUUAAAUGAACCUAGAUGUCUCUCUGUCUUUCCCUUGGCCUUGAUGAUAAUGCAUUCUUUCUUAUCCUGCCCUGUUCCCAAGAGUGUGGCCGGCAUUUACAUGGAGGGACAGCCAAUUGCUAUAAGUUACAAAAAUCAGAGCAGUGCUGUAUACAUUCUUCACUAGCCAGCACCUAACGUGAGGAUACAGGACAUGAGUAAAAUUAAUGAUUAACAAGAAGCCGUCAGAUGGAAUUGUUCAACUCUGCUCUUGGGAAGAACAUCACGUUUUUCCAUCCUGCGUAUUUUAUAAUAGGUGGUUUUGUAGGAAUACCUGAUAUUGAUUAUUACUUUGUAUUUCUCUGUUUUAUUUACAUUCUUUCAUUUGUGGGAAACACAGCAGUAAUGACCAUACUAUUUUUGGAUAAUAGAUUAAGAAGUCCCAAAUAUAUUGCGGUUUUCAACCUAGCAUUUGUGGAUUUGUUAAGUAGCUCUGCUUUGGUGCCAAAGGUUCUUGACAUCUUUCUGUUUAACCAUCGAUAUAUUUCCUACAAUGACUGCUUGACAUUCAUGUUUUUCUGCUUCACUUUAAUUUCGAUGCAGGCUCUUAAUCUGGUUGCUCUCUCCUAUGACAGGCUGAUAGCUAUCCUCUAUCCACUGCACUAUCAUGUGAAGGUGACACACAAACGCAUGCUAUGUUUGAUUGCUUUUUUCUGGCUCUUUGCCAUUACUAGUAUGCUGACUGCAGUUGGCUUUCUCACGAGGCUUUCUUUCUGUAGAUCUGUGGUGAUUAACAGCUAUUUCUGUGACCAUGGUCCUAUGUUCCGGCUUGCCUGCAAUGAUAUUACUCCUAAUGUGGUAAUUGCAGGUAUUUUACCCAUUCUGAUACUUUGGUUUCCACUGUUUUUUAUCGUGGCAAGUUACAGCUCUAUUGGUUAUGCUUUGUCAAAAAUGUCUACAGUCCGGGAAAGAAUGAAGGCUUUUAAAACUUGUACAGGUCACCUUUCAUUAGUGGCAAUCUAUUUUCUUCCUAUUGUACUGGUUUAUGCGUUUGGCAGCAAAAUACAUCCUAAUGCUAGAAUCAUCAACCUGUCUUUGUCCACUGUUAUCCCUCCUAUGUUGAACCCAAUCAUAUAUGUUCUGCAAACACAAGAAAUCAAAGAAUCCUUGAAAAAGUUGUUAAAAAUCAGUGAGCAAUCCAAAAUUGCAAUGAAAACGUAAAACCUUUCACCUUUGUACUGUGCAGUAACAUCCACUGUCAAGCAGUAGUUUUAACCAUUGUUCAGCAACAUCAUACAAACAGAAUUAGCAGAAAUACAUCUGUCUUUUGCGUGCAUUUUUCAUAUGUUGAAAGCAAAUUGAAGUGAGAGUAGUAUCUUUAAAGAACAAUAAUAAAGUUGAAUGUAACCAGUUGUACUAUAAAAGACACAAUAUUGCGAAUUUUAUCUCUGAGCACACUGAUAACAAUAUGUAAAUCUAGACUGCAUUUAGAAGAACAUCUGUAUGGAAGUGCUUUGAAGGAAACUAAGUCAACAUUUAAUGCCAUAUUUGCAACAAAUGUAUCAAGGAAAAUGAUGCAAACUCUUGUACAUUUUAGUAUUUUUAUAACAGUAAAGAAAUCAGCUAAAUCAUUUCUACCACUUGUAUUUUCAUUCUGACAGGUUGCGGCACAUCUGUUCCAAUAUAACACAGUUUUAUAUUCACACAGUUUUUUAUGUCCCACUAUAUAAUCUUGUGACAUCAAAUAAUAAUUUGCAGUAUUUUAUUAGUAAAUUAGAUUUGAUGUUUUAUAUAAAACAACUGAAAAAUACCCUGCAGAUUCUGAUCACAAAACACAGAAUGAUCUUUCCUUAAAAUCUGUAACAGCAGUCCUACUAAGCCAGAGCUACAGUAACAUUUCCACCUUUG
This is a messenger RNA of Acanthochromis polyacanthus (spiny chromis), 3465 nucleotides long. Its product is annotated as olfactory receptor 6B2-like. Lineage: Eukaryota; Metazoa; Chordata; Actinopteri; Pomacentridae. Gene Ontology annotation, cellular component: membrane. The record is from RefSeq and is a predicted model, not a curated record. Gene Ontology annotation, biological process: G protein-coupled receptor signaling pathway. The transcript has a single exon. The coding region runs from base 1807 to 2778 and encodes 323 amino acids. Gene Ontology annotation, molecular function: G protein-coupled receptor activity; olfactory receptor activity.